Molecule: messenger RNA, 3966 nt
Organism: Meira miltonrushii
Lineage: Eukaryota; Fungi; Basidiomycota; Exobasidiomycetes; Exobasidiales; Brachybasidiaceae
Product: kinase-like protein
Exons: 3
Coding region: 1-3966 (1321 amino acids)
Biological process (GO): protein phosphorylation; intracellular signal transduction
Molecular function (GO): ATP binding; protein serine/threonine kinase activity
Source: RefSeq, a predicted model, not a curated record
AUGUUAUCAUCGAAACCUAUGGAUCCGAUCAUUGAUCAUUCUCAUGAUGAUGAGAAACAAAAACAGGAAACAAAUAAUAAUGAUAUAGUCAAUCUGGCAACAGAAACGGGACGAAUGAGAUUACGCGAAAAUAAAGAUGCACCUGGCUAUCAAGUUCUUACACCUCAGGAUAGUCCAGCAAUCGGUUCAGGCGCUUCCAGUUCACCAAAUCUAGAUGGCAAUACACAAAGUCCUCCAAAUGAUCAAUCACAAACACAAAUUAAUACCCAUCAUGCUGCCGGUUUGAGUAAACAAAUGUCAGUUAUCCCAGGCGGUGGUGCUGAAUUGGCAAAUGCAGAAAGUUUGGGUGGUGCAAGUCAUGCUGCUCAUUCAGCACGUAUUCAAAACCUCGGAGGCAGAUCUGGCACAACUUCAGCACGAUUGAGCGCAACCUCUUCUGCCAGCAGUCAAGCAGCAGCAGGUUCAAGCACUUUGGCAUCCUACACUGCCACCUCUGCUCAACCUCCUGUUGGUCCCGGAGCAAGUGGUUUGGCAAGCGCUCGUGGCGUGGAUAAUGCUGAAAGCGGUGCAGCAACGCCUUCUCAAUUUGUAUUCCCCAAAUUAGGUGCAAGAAGGCCAAGUGAAGUUCAUAGUCAUACAGAUGGUACCCAAUCUCCAGCUGCUGAUGGCUCUCAUACCAAUUCACCAACCGUUGGCGCAAGCGUUGUACAAGAUCAUCUACCCGCAGUAAAACACAAGAAGAAAGAACAUCAUAACCCUUUACAUGAUCUACGCAGAUUUUUACACAACCAUCUCGGUCAUCAUGGAGACGAAACCAGCCGAUCGGGCACUUCCACUCCUGGAGGCUCCAAAAGACGCGGUCACGAUUCUCCUCCAUUGGGUGAAGAACAUGCUCAUCUUGCGAAGAAGUACGGAAAGUGGGGUAAAACACUGGGAUCGGGAGCAGGAGGUACAGUGCGUAUCAUUAAAAGAUCAAAGGAUCACAGUACAUUCGCAGUGAAGGAGUUCAGACAGAGACGUCAAGGUGAAUCAGAGAAAGAAUACAUUAAAAAGGUGACUGCAGAAUUCUGCAUCGGCUCCACCUUGCAUCACAUCAACAUUAUUGAAACAUUGGACAUCAUCUCCGAUCAUGGGCAUUAUUACGAGGUGAUGGAAUAUGCUCCUUACGAUCUUUUCAGUGUUGUGAUGAGCGGUAAAAUGUGCAGACAAGAGAUCUACUGCGUCUUCAAACAAAUCAUUGAUGGUGUCGACUAUUUGCACAACAUGGGUUUGGCACACAGAGAUCUAAAAUUGGACAACUGCGUGAUGAACGGCGACAAUAUCGUCAAAUUGAUCGAUUUCGGAACAGCGACAGUCUUCCAUUCUCCUGGAAAAUCUAAAGUUGUUGCAACGGGUAUCGUUGGAUCUGAUCCUUACUUGGCGCCCGAAGUAUUGUCACAGCAAACCUACGAUCCUCGUUUGACAGAUGUUUGGUCGUGUGCAAUUAUCUUCUUGUGUAUGAUCUUGCGAAGAUUCCCUUGGAAGCUACCCGACAUGAAAUCGGAUCCAAGCUAUAGACUGUUUGUCAAUUCGCAUCCUGAACUUUGUGCCGCACCAGAUACCACCUCUUCGCCCGGUGCGCCAAGUCAUCGUGUUAAUUCUGCUAUUCAGUCUAUGCCAAUUGGACAAGCAACGAUGGCAAAGAAUGUUGUGACCCAAAAGAAAUUUGCAGAAGAUGCACAGAUUCCCACUGCACGGGAAGCAGGUUACAUGACGCCUAACGAUGUUCGUUCUCGUCAACAUUCACCCGUUUCUUCUGACACUGAAGGAGAUGGAACCGAAAGAGUGCCCAGACAUCAAAACAGGCAAACUACGAUGAGCAGUGAAGCAACACAAUCGUCUACCGAUACAUCUGUAAAUGGUGCCAAUAUCACUUCUGGCCCAACGACGCAACAAACUUCGCCUGAGUCAUACGAUGCAAACAAUCCAAACGCUAUUCGACCAAGACCUCAACGUAGCGAUAGUAUCUCUUCGCAAACUACGUUCACUUCUGGCGCGGCUGAUAGCAUUUUCAGACUGUUGCCACGUGAAUCGAGAAGUGCAUUGAGUCGAAUGAUGGCAGUUGAACCGAGCUUGCGGUGUACGUUGGGAGACUUGUUACGCGGAAGACGGUUUAGCGAUAGUGCAAGCCCAUUGGUGAAAACACCCGUUAUGAGCCGAACAAACUCGAUUGAUGGAUUGGAAAAGUUGCCGGCUCAAAGUGCAGCAAAAAGCGGUGUAACGAUGCCUACAAGUCAAACGGCCGGAAUGGGAGAAACUUUGGAUUCUCUGCAACAUGCCGAAUUUGAAGAUGAUGACGAUACAGGAGAUGAUUGGAUGAAGAGUAUUAAAACUUGUGCUCAAUUGAAGUUGGCCGGAAAAGGAGAAAAACCUGAUCAUCCACACGUAAAAGUUGUACCGGAAGAACAAAAACGUAAAGGAAGUAUUUUCCAUCGUAAUACCAAUAAUAAGCCUAACGCUUCAAGUGGACAUAUCAAGGGCAACAAUGGUAGAGCGAUUGCGGAUAUGCCUCUCAGGAGGCCAUUUGAUAGCGAAAACAUCAAAUUUGAACGUCGUGGAAUAAUGAACAAGAUAAAGAGUGCCGGAAGCGCAGCAGCAGACGUUUUUCGAACCAAAGCACAAAAGAAAUCAAACGCAAUGAAAGAUGUUUUGAAUCCACAUAAAGAAGUUACACCCAAAACAUUAUCAAGGCUGGAUACGAUGCACAUUGCUUCGCUUGGACCUGAAUAUGCCAAUAAUAUGAAAGUGAAAGAUGCGGUCAAAGUGGGAAAGAUAGUAGAAGAAAAAAUUAACAAACAUGCAAAUAUACGUGAUAAAGCGAUGAAACAAAUGGACUCUCCUGCGUAUAAGAUUGCCCAUUAUACGGGAGCUUCAAAGGGCCAGAAAGAGGCAUUAAUCCACGAACAGCAUGGAUUUCAACAAAACGUACGAGUUCAAAGACCUGAGACGAAGAAACUUCUUCAUAAUCAAAUUCACGGAUCACAAGAGAAAAUCGAUAAUAUGAUGCCGCUCUACAAUACUGUCUCUCACAGAGUUGCUUCUGGAGAUAUGGCAAGAGCAGAUAGAGCUCAUCCUGACAAUACCAAACAAAAAAUUAUCGAUAAAGGUUGGAAGCAUGUUGUUAAUGCAGGUUCACGAGUUAACGAAUUACAAACAGAACGAAUGUUACUUCAUCAAAACAAAGCACAUGAGACAAUGAAGAACAAGAUUAGAACGGAAAAAAAUUUAGACCUACACAAUCUUCCUUCAACAUUCGAUAAUCAUCCCAAUCGUCCUACAGUAGUCGUUGGCUCUAAUCAUUCUCCUUCUAAUAGUCAGCAUACAGUUCUCAGAAACUCUGGCUCAUCACAUUCAUCUCAUGAUUCUCAACCACCUAGCCCAGCACAACAACAUACCUCAAAUCGACAACAAUUUCGUGUGCCCGACAAACCAAAAACAUUUUCAUUCGAAGGACAUGAAAGUAGAUGGACAAAGAAAGGACAACCGGCUCCACAGUAUUUCUUAGGUUCCAAAUUCAUCAAAGAAGGUGAUGCAGUGAAAAAUCAUGGAUCUCCUUUGGCUAAGCAAGCGCAUAUGCACGAAUACGUUCAGCCGAAAGAAGUUCAUGCUGCAGCACAAGGAUCAAGUCAUUCCGCAUCACCUCGUUCUCCGACCUUUCAGUCACCAAAGAGCGGAAGCGGUAGCGGCUCAGGUUCCUCUGAACGAAAUCUAUUGGGAAGAGCUCCUACGUUUUCAACACAUCAUCCUACCGAACCAGGCCCUUCAACAUCAUCUCAUCAGCACCGAGUCAAGCCGCAGACUCAUCAAAGUGAGAUCCAUUCAGAUUCUUCAAGUUCUAGGUCUAAUAAAUCACCAUCAAGUCCCAAUUCCCGAAGAGUGAGAUUAGGAGACUUAUUAGGAAUUCCCGUUCCUCCAAAGAGAAAUUAA